AGUAAUUUGAAUCAGUAAUACCUAAUAAGUACACAUUGGACUACAGCGCAUCCCCAUUGCAUUGGAAACCAAAUACGACUGCUAGUAGCCUAGAAACGAAACUGAAUGUAUAUUGCCGAUAUCUUGGUUUAUUGGAAUACCAACGGAAACGUGAGGCGAUAAAGAUCGGUUGUAGCUAAGGAGCAAAGAGGAUCUCCUUUGGACUAGCUAGCUGCUUAGCAAACAAGCUGUCGACCGUACCCAUUUGAUGUUUCUCUUUUUUGUUUCGUUGUAAGCAUUUUCGGACCCUCGGACGUCGUAUGAGGUGAUCUACUUUUGCCGCCAGCCACCACUGUGGCAAAUGCCACCGAGCUUGCCGGGACGUGGAAGGAGGCUGAUCGCCAAUCUUGAACUAAGGUGCUAGCUAAGUACGUCUGGAUUGGACCCUCACGGGGUUCUCGGUGUGCAUGCACCGCUUAUUAAAUCCACUUUAGCUGCUCCGUAACAAGGGCCGGAUAAACGGGAGCUGAAAUGUCCGAGCUCAACAAAGAAGUGGUCGAACUGGUGUGGGGAAGACAGACUAGCAGCGGCAUGACGGACUCUCUCUUCAGGAGAUGGACGCAAGGGUUUGUCUUCAGUGAGACGGAGCGCACUGCGCUGGAGCAGUUUGAAGGGGGCCCUUGCGCUGUGAUCGCACCUGUUCAGGCCUUCCUUCUGAAGAAUGUCUUGUUUAAUUGUGAGAGGUCCAACUGGCGAGAUAUUUCUGAUGACGAGCAGAAAGCUGUACUGUGUUACACUCUUGCGGAAAUUUUGGAAACCGCCUGCUUCAACAAAUCCAAGUCGUACUGCUUAGUCACUUGGCCAAAGGGAAAAGUUUUGGAAGAGAACUCUGACAUCCCCGACGGCCACCCAGAGUCGAGUCAGUCAACAGAGGACCAACAGCCCUCUGCUCUUGCUGCAGAGGAGAUUGGCUUUGAAAGAUUUCACACCAUAAUUCACAAGAGGACACUGGAGACGGCUGGGGAGCUAAAGGAGGCAGUGCUGGCCCUGUAUGACACAUGGAGGAACCAGUUCGGAGUCCUGCUUUUCCUUUACUCUGUCAUACUGACAAAGGGUAUAGAAAAUAUAAAGAAUGAGAUUGAAGACACUUCUGAGCCCUUGAUCGACCCGGUCUACGGCCAUGGAAGCCAGAGCCUGAUCAACCUACUAAUGACAGGCCACGCGGUGUCCAAUGUAUGGGACGGGGACAGGGAAUGCUCUGGAAUGAAGUUGCACGGUAUCCAUGACCAGGCAACUGUGGGCUUUCUAACCCUGAUGGAGUCUCUGCGCUACUGCAAGGUCGGAGCAUUUCUCAAGUCUCCAAAGUUCCCUAUUUGGAUACUUGGCAGCGAGACGCAUCUCUCUGUGUUUUUUGCCAAGGAGAUGUCCCUGGUUGCCCCAGAGUCGCCAUCAGAACAAGCCCGAAGGGUAUUCCAGACCUUCGACCCAGAAGAUAAUGGCUUCAUACCCGAUACGCUGCUGGAGGACGUGAUGAAGGCCCUGGAUCUUGUCUCGGAGCCGGAAUAUGUAAACCUUAUGAAGAACAAAUUGGACCCGGAAGGACUGGGCAUUGUGUUACUGGGGCCCUUUCUACUGGAAUUUUUCCCUGAUCAGGAUACUGGCAUCCCAGACUCAUUUCCUGUUUAUCACUACAAUGGUCUGAAGCAGUCAAACCACAACGAGAAGGUGAUGUACGUGGAAGGAACGGCUUUAGUCCUGGGGUUCGAGGACCCGAUGGUACGCACGGACGACACGCCCAUCAAGCGCUGCCUCCAGACCAAAUGGCCAUACAUCGAGCUGCUGUGGACCACAGACCGAUCCCCCUCCUUGAAUUAACUCCCGACCUCUGACCAAGUCACGCGUUAAAGUAUAGGGAUGUUGUGACGCUACCAGGGAACAGUUAAGAAUUUGUAUUCUUACCACAGUAUGAUUCAGACAGAAUUCCUUCUUCCCUCUCUCUCUGUUUUCCAGCGUGCUUAAGAGGUCCUGCAGCAGUGCCUCAACUGUACAGAGAAAUGUUUAUAUUCAGCACUCUGUUCUUUCAUCAUCAAUGUCGUCCACCGUUUCCUUUAAAUUUCGCUUGUAAAUGUACAGGGUUUUUUUUUUUUUUGUUUUGUUUUGUUUCGUUUUUGUUGUUUGUUUCGUUUUGUUUUCAG
This is a messenger RNA of Megalops cyprinoides (Indo-Pacific tarpon), 2174 nucleotides long. It is a transcript of the gene mindy3, whose product is annotated as MINDY lysine 48 deubiquitinase 3. Lineage: Eukaryota; Metazoa; Chordata; Actinopteri; Elopiformes; Megalopidae. The transcript is spliced from 16 exons. Gene Ontology annotation, biological process: protein K48-linked deubiquitination. The coding region runs from base 511 to 1854 and encodes 447 amino acids. The record is from RefSeq and is a predicted model, not a curated record. Gene Ontology annotation, molecular function: cysteine-type deubiquitinase activity; K48-linked deubiquitinase activity.